Messenger RNA from Saimiri boliviensis boliviensis (Bolivian squirrel monkey), 2034 nucleotides. It is a transcript of the gene FLAD1, whose product is annotated as flavin adenine dinucleotide synthetase 1. Gene Ontology annotation, biological process: FAD biosynthetic process. The record is from RefSeq and is a predicted model, not a curated record. NCBI's taxonomy places the organism in Eukaryota, Metazoa, Chordata, Mammalia, Primates, Cebidae. Gene Ontology annotation, molecular function: FMN adenylyltransferase activity.
CUGCCCCGGGACAUGAAAAAAGGAACACGGGGAAAGACCCGGUGAAGGGGCAGAACAGGCAGGUGAGAGCCUGAAGAGCUCAGUAAUCUGAAGCUUGGUGGGAAGAAGGGAUUCUGGGCUAGAAAGGGUGCAGAAGCCUGAAGUAGAAAGAGACAGGAUUUUGGUCCGGGGUGGAGAGAGGGAGUGCAUUAAAAAGGGCCAAGGCCCACGAUAAGGUAGACAUUUAAAAGGGCAGAUGCCCCGAAAAAACAUUUGAAAGGGUACAGAUGCCCAAGACAGAGCAGACGCUUGAGGAGACCAGCUCGGCAAACGGAAGACAUUUAAAGUGGUUCCCUCGACCCAGGACCCCCCGUUCCUAGGCUAUGGCCCCCAGUGUCCUGUAGACCUGGCGGGCCCCCCGUGCUUGCGACCCCUAAUUGGGGGUCUGGGCGGCUACUGGAGGGUCUUGCAGAGAGGCAGAGAAGGCAGGACCAUGACAUCUAGGGCCUCUGAACUUUCCCCGGGGCGCAGCGUGACGGCUGGCAUCAUCAUUGUUGGAGAUGAGAUCCUUAAGGGACACACUCAGGACACCAACACCUACUUUCUGUGCCGGACGCUGCGCUCCCUAGGGGUCCAGGUUUGCCGAGUCUCAGUUGUACCUGAUGAGGUAGCCACCAUUGCAGCUGAGGUCACCUCUUUCUCCAGCCGCUUCACCCACGUCCUCACAGCAGGCGGCAUCGGCCCCACUCAUGAUGAUGUGACCUUCGAGGCAGUGGCACAAGCCUUUGGAGAUGAGCUGAAGCCACACCCUGAGCUGGAAGCAGCCACCAAAGCCCUGGGAGGAGAAGGCUGGGAGAAGCUGUCACUGGUGCCCUCCUCUGCCCGCCUGCAUUACGGCACAGAUCCUCACACGGGUCACCCCUUCAGAUUCCCGCUGGUCUCCGUCCGAAAUGUCUACCUCUUCCCAGGCAUUCCAGAGCUGCUGCGGCGGGUGCUGGAGGGGCUGAAGGGACUGUUCCAAAACCCAGCUGUUCAGUUCCACUCGAAGGAGCUGUAUGUGGCUGCUGAUGAAGCCUCCAUCGCCCCCAUUCUUGCUGAGGCCCAGGCCCACUUUGGACGUAGGCUUGGCCUGGGUUCCUACCCUGACUGGGGCAGCAACUACUAUCAGGUGAAACUGACUCUAGACUCAGAGGAAGAAGGACCCCUGGAGGAAUGCCUGGCUUACCUGACUGCUCGUUUGCCCCAGGGAUCGCUGGUCCCCUACAUGCCCAACGCCGUGGAGCGGGCCGGUGAGGCCGUAUACAAGCUCGCUGAAUCAGGGUCUUCUCUGGGGAAAAAGGUGGCAGGUGCCCUGCAGACCAUUGAGACCGCCCUGGCUCAGUACAGCCUCACCCAGCUCUGUGUGGGCUUCAACGGGGGCAAAGACUGUACCGCCCUUCUGCACCUCUUCCAUGCAGCUGUGCAGAGGAAAUUACCUGAUGUUCCAGACCCCCUCCAGAUCCUGUAUAUCCGCAGCAUCUCCACUUUCCCUGAGCUAGAACAAUUUCUACAGGACACCAUCAGGAGGUACAAUCUGCAGGUGUUGGAGGCUGAGGGCAGCAUGAAGCAGGCCCUGGGUGAACUGCAGGCACGGUAUCCCCAGCUAGAGGCUGUCCUGAUGGGCACCCGCCGGACUGACCCCUACUCCUGUAGCCUCUGCCCUUUCAGCCCCACCGACCCAGGCUGGCCGUCAUUCAUGCGCAUCAACCCGCUGCUGGUAACGGGGAAGAAGGACUGGACCUACAGAGACAUCUGGGACUUUCUUCGUCAGCUCUUCGUCCCAUACUGUAUCCUGUAUGACCGAGGAUACACAUCGCUGGGGAGUCGGGAGAACACCGUGCGGAACCCGGCCCUGAAGUGCCAGAGCCCAGGAGGACGCCUCACCUACCGUCCAGCCUACCUACUGGAGAACGAAGAAGAGGAGCGGAACUCCCGCACAUGACCGCCCACCCUAGGAGGGAGGGGAGGAGGCUCUCCUAGGGUGUAACCUGACAAUAAACCGUGCCUCUCACUGUG